UGUCAGAAACAACGAACACUCAAGUAGUCGACCCAUCGAAUACUCAGAUCAUUUCUUCACUACACUUCAUGACCUACAUACUCUGAAGUUUGUUUGAAGUUCAAAAUGCAGUUUGGCAAUGAAAGUUGGUGUAAAGUAGCACUGCUUCUGGCAGUAAGCCUUACAGUGCUAUCAGCCCAUGGACAGGAACAAACGGUAGAGAAAAGGGGGCAGGGAAGGAAGACUCCAACUACACUGACUGAUGUGAUAAAAGUCUUGAUGGAGUUUGAGAAAAGAUUCAAGCGAAUUGAAUCAAGGCAUAUGGAAGUUAUAAGAGGUAGAGAUGGACGCGAUGGAUUACCCGGAAAACCAGGACAAGAUGGUCGAGAUGGAUCCCCGGGACCACGAGGUCCACGAGGUUUGAAAGGAGCGCGAGGGAAUCAUGGUGUGAGAGGUCCACCUGGACCGAAGAGUGGUGGAGUACAGUACGUACGAUGGGGAAGAACCACCUGUCCUUCCGGUGCCUCUCUUCUCUAUAGAGGUCGUAUCGGAGGAGAGAAUCAUGCACAUAAAGGUGGAGGUGCUAAUUACGUAUGUCUCCCUGAGACCCCCAAAUAUGGAAGGUACAAAAAUGGUCAUCAGAACGCUGGAUACAUGUACGGUACAGAAUACGAAGUGAACACUUACAACCCAUUCACCAAAGGCCAUCUUCACGAUCAUGAAGCUCCAUGCGCCGUGUGCUACGUCACAAAACGAAGUGCCAAGAUGAUGAUCCCUGCCACUUACGAGUGUCCCGCGGGAUGGACAAGAGAGUACCAUGGAUAUCUGAUGUCUGCGUAUCACAACCAUCCACAUCCUACCCAAUACAUUUGCGUUGACAACGACGCAGAGGGUGUACCAGGAACCCAUGCCAAUCUCAAUGGUGCCCUGUUGUAUCCUGUAGAAGGUGUAUGUGGUUCUCUGCCCUGUCAUCCGUAUGUUACCGGACGUGAGCUGACAUGCGCAGUGUGUACCAAAUAGAAACCACAACAAGCCAGUCAAACCAAGGCCAACUAUUGAUUGUAAAUUCUUAAGCUAGAUUACUGAUCAACAGGUAAUAAAGAAUCACUGAGCAUUGAA
Messenger RNA from Actinia tenebrosa (Australian red waratah sea anemone), 1098 nucleotides. RefSeq names its product short-chain collagen C4. The record is from RefSeq and is a predicted model, not a curated record. NCBI's taxonomy places the organism in Eukaryota, Metazoa, Cnidaria, Anthozoa, Actiniaria, Actiniidae.